AGGUCUCUUCCUAACCACCACCACCACGAACGCAAACGCAAGCGCUACUACCAGUAACAAGAACACCAACAAUAUGAAUACUAGUGAAUUGAAUCCCAGCACAAACCGACGUCUGCGGGCUGCCAGCGGAGGCGCCGGUCUUCAUACACUCGAAGCUGUGGCCGCAUCUGAUGACGCCUUCCCACCCUUGAAGUUGGCUGUUGUCAAAGCCUUGGAUAUUAUUGAGAUCAUCAAGAAAUUCAACUCUAACAGGAGAGCCUGGGCCGCUUGUUCAGAUAAUCUUACUGGGAAAUUUGAGGAGAUCAUUCGGUAUAACUGUCAAUUUCGCAAGGAUCAUGUUCCGUCUGCUUUGCAAUCUUGGCUUGAGGAUUUGAAAGGAGCUUUGGACCAUCUAAAAGAAAGUGUUUCAGAUAUUCACCAGCAGAUUUUAAGGAAUUUUCCCAGCUUUACACAAGAUACAGAGCAUAUUGAGAAGUUUGAGGGAAAGGUGAAUGAAAUCAUGAGCUCUUUCCAUGUCCUUCUUUGGUAUGAGGAAAACUUCCAAACUGACAGUACAGAGACUGCUGAACAGCUGAGGACCACAGAGGCCAGUCAAGAUAGUGCUACAGCAGCUCAAGUAACUGUCUUUGCUGGGGCACAAGAUAUUCAGAUGGAUCAUAGUGUAAUUAUUGCUGGACAAGUUGUCCACUACAACAAUACUGAGGAACUUCAAGAUAAAAUCAAUGCCAUGAUAGAGGAAUCAAAGGAAAGUCAUGCAGAUAAAUGGUUGCAGGAGCUCAAGGCUCCAUUACAUAGCAAACCAUCAGAGAGAUGCAUGCCUGGAACUCGAGUGGAUGUGCUAACAGACAUUAAAGCAUGGGUAAAUGAUCCAAGCAUGCCAAACAUUCUCUGGCUUUCUGGCAGUCCUGGCUCUGGGAAGACAACAAUUGCUUCAACUGUUGUGGCUAGCUUUGAACAUCUUUCUGGGCAAUUCUUCUUCCACCGUGAUCAGACUGAGUUUCAGAAUCCAGAUAAUCUAUGGAGAUGCCUUGCUUUAGAUCUUGCUCAGGGAAACAGUGCAUUGAAAAUAUCUAUAGCCCAAGCACUAGAGGCACAGGAAGCUAAAAUCAGAGGUCUUGACAUUCCCAUGCAAUUUGAGCAUCUCAUUGUCAAGCCACUCCAGGAGGUGUCUCAAAGCUCUGCAGAGCCACUUCUUCUUGUUAUUGAUGCUCUGGAUGAGUGUGAUUCAUAUGAGAGACUCUUGCCUUCUUUAAAAUCCUGUUCUCAAAUUUCCAAGUCUGUAAAGUUUCUAGUUACAAGUCGCCGCUAUCCUGAUAUUCAGAAUGCAUUGAAACCUGUUGGUUAUCAUAUUGAUCUUCAUGCUGGAGAUGAAGUUUCUGAUCAGACUGCUGAUGAUCUUUGGAAAUACUUUACCAUAAGAUUUCUUGAAGGGGCUAAUUUAGAUACCUCAGCUCUAUAUCUGAAUUGGCCUGGUCUAGAAAAAAUUUCAUUUCUUGUAGAAAAAGCUGCUGGGCUAUUCAUUUGGGCUAAAUCUGCAAUGGACUUCAUCUUGUAUAAGGGUGGUAACAUUCAAGGGAGGCUGGAAGUUAUAUGUUCCAAUACUGGAGAAGGAACUGAUGCCAUUGAUGGCUUGUACCAUCAUAUCAUUUCUGCUGCUUUUCAGGGUCUAAGAGAAACAGAGAAAAAUACCUUGUCAUCAGUUUUGGGCUCCAUUGUCAUUGCAAGAAAUCCACUUUGUUCCAGUGAUCUUGAACAGCUUCUAGAGGUUCAAGAUGCAUUGUCUGUAAUCAGUCAACUAAGUCCAAUCUUGUCUAUCAGUGAAACUGGCCAUUUUCAGAUCUGUCAUCAGUCAGUUACAGAUUUUCUGCGUGACCCAAAGCGCUCUAAGGCUUUUUGGGUUGAUUCUAAGAAGCACAGUCUCUGCCUUGCUGGGUGUUGUAUGAAAUUUAUGAGUGCAAAGCUAAAGUUUAACUUUUUUGAUCUCAAAACAUCACAUAUCCUAAAUAAAGAAAUUCCUGAGCUGCAGGAUCAUAUUGAAAAAGUGAAAUCUACUGCUCUAGAUCAUGCAAGGUACUUCUGGGCAAUCUAUCUGCAACAAUGUUCUGAUAGAGCAUUGGAAGAGAAGAUAAUAGUUGAAAUGGAGAAAUUUCUGAUAAACCAUCUUUUACAUUGGCUAGAAAUUAUGAGUCUAAUGGGUGCUGUAAAUCAUGCUGCUCAGUUACUGCUUUUGGCUGAAACUUGGUGCAAAGCAUUGAACCCUAGUAUGUCAGAGUUUGCAAGUGAUGCAAACCAAUUUAUAAUGACAUUUUUUGAGCCAAUCUCUGAAGCAGCACCACACAUUUACAUCUCAGCACUGCCAUUUGCACCACAAAAUUCUAAAAUAUCUCUUCAUUUCAAAAAACAUCUUGUAAAAUCUUUGACAAUUGAGAAUGGUCAGAUGAAACAGUGGCCAGACAGGUGCCUUCUGAAAAUAAAGACUAACAAUGGUCCACUUGCAUAUUCACCUGAUGGCAGGCGCAUUGUCUCUGGAACUUAUGGAGCUAUUCAUGUCUGGGAUGCCCUCACAGGCCAUGAUAUCAUGUAUUUUAAAGGCCAUGCUGGCUAUACAAUCAAAAUAUGGGAUGCUUUAACAGGCCAGUGUGUUAUGGGUCCUCUUGAAGGCCAUGAUGACAGGAUUACCUCAGUCGUAUGUUCUCCAGAUGGUGGGCACAUUGUCUCUGGAUCCAGUGAUACGACAAUCAGAGUAUGGAAUACUUUGACAGGCCAGAGUGUCAUGGAACCUCUUAAAGGCCAUAGUGGUUCAGUUACUUCAGUUGCAUAUUCUCCAUGUGGCAGGCAUAUUAUUUCAGGGUCCCAUGAUUGCACAGUCAGAAUCUGGGAUGCUGUAACAGGUCAGUGUCUGAUGGAUCCACUUAUUGGUCAUGAUAAGGGAGUCAGCUGUAUUGCAUACUCUCCUAAUGGGAUGAACAUUGUUUCUGGAUCUUCUGAUAAGACAAUCAGACUCUGGGAUGCUCUAUCUGGUCAGAGUAUAAUGGUUCUUUUCAGAGGCUCUGAUCCAUUCUACACAGUAGCUUUUUCUCCUGAUGGCAAGCACAUUGUUUGUGCAACUCAAUGCCACAUAAUUAGAUUCUGGAAUGCUCUGACAAGUCAGUGCAUUUUAAGUCCUCUUGAAGAUGAUGAGGGUUCAGUUUUUAGAGUGGCUUUUUCACCCAAUGGCAAGCAUAUUCUUUCUAGAUGUGGGGACAAUAUAAUCAAAGUUUGGGAUGCUCUAACAGGUCACACUAAGGUAGAUCAUGUAAGAGGCCAUGAGGAUGCAAUAAGAUCAGUUGCAUUUUCUCCUGAUGGCAAACACAUUGUCUCUGGGUCUAAUGAUGCAACACUAAGAAUUUGGGAUGCUCUGACAGGUCUUAGUGUCAUGGGUCCACUUAGAGGUCAUGAUGCCAUGGUUACUUCAGUUGCAUUUUCUCCUGAUGGCAGAUACAUUGCCUCUGGAUCUCAUGAUUGCACUGUCAGAGUCUGGGAUGCUUUAACAGGUCAGAGUGCCAUGGAUCCUCUCAAAGGCCAUGAUAAAGGAGUUAUUUCUGUUGCAUUUUCUCCUGAUGGUAAAUACAUUGCCUCUGGAUCAUGGGACAAGACAGUCAGAGUCUGGAAUGCAUUGACAGGGCAGAGUGUGGUGGAUCCUUUCAUAGGACACACUCAUUGGAUUCAUUCAGUUUCAUUUUCUCCAGAUGGCAGAUUCAUCAUCUCUGGGUCUGAAGACAGAACAAUCAGAGCAUGGAAUGCCCUGACAGGUCAAAGUAUAAUGAAUCCCCUUAUAGGUCAUCAGGGUGGCAUUAACUCUGUUGCCUUUUCUCCUGAUAGAAGGUACAUUGUGUCUGGAUCUAAUGAUAGGACUGUCAGAGUGUGGGAAUUUAAUGCAGGACAGAGUAUCAUGGAUCCUCUUAAAGGCCAUGGGGAUGCAGUUGAUUCAGUUGCAUUCUCUCCCGAUGGGAGGUACAUUGUUUCUGGUUCUCGUGACAAAACAAUUAGACUCUGGAAUGCUGUAACAGGUCAGAGUUUGGGAGAUCCAUUUGAAGGCCAUCACAAAGGUGUUCAAUCAGUUGUCUUUUCACCUGAUGGUAGGCAUAUCGCUUCUGGAUCUUCAGACAAUACCAUCAGACUCUGGGAUGCUUAUGGAGGCUGCAUAGACUUAAAUCCCUCAGCUCCUUCAGUUACAUUGCCAUCCACAUUCUUUCCAUCUGGAGUUAUAAAUGUUAAUGACACUGAUACCCAUGACAGUGUAUCUCACAUUUUCAAGAGUAAACCUGUUGUUUUUUAUCCCUCUCAGGGACAUAAAUCUAAUAAUUGGAUCAUUGGAGAAGAUUUCAAAUCAUAUCUCUUCUGGGUGCCAACAAGCAAUAAACAUGGCUUAUUUUUUCCAAGAACAGUCAAUGUACUGGGCACCACUCCAACUAUACUUGAUUUUAGUAACUUUGUCCAUGGUACAAAUUGGAGUCAAUGUUUUUCACCAGCCUUAUAG
Molecule: messenger RNA, 4519 nt
Organism: Laccaria bicolor S238N-H82
Lineage: Eukaryota; Fungi; Basidiomycota; Agaricomycetes; Agaricales; Hydnangiaceae
Exons: 10
Coding region: 74-4519 (1481 amino acids)
Biological process (GO): establishment of mitotic spindle orientation; nuclear migration; microtubule organizing center organization
Cellular component (GO): cytoplasmic microtubule; nuclear envelope; kinetochore
Molecular function (GO): microtubule plus-end binding; dynein complex binding
Source: RefSeq, a predicted model, not a curated record